Molecule: messenger RNA, 3543 nt
Organism: Pimephales promelas (fathead minnow)
Lineage: Eukaryota; Metazoa; Chordata; Actinopteri; Cypriniformes; Leuciscidae
Gene: hmgcrb
Product: 3-hydroxy-3-methylglutaryl-CoA reductase b
Biological process (GO): isoprenoid biosynthetic process; coenzyme A metabolic process; sterol biosynthetic process
Cellular component (GO): peroxisomal membrane; endoplasmic reticulum membrane
Molecular function (GO): NADP binding; protein binding; hydroxymethylglutaryl-CoA reductase (NADPH) activity
Source: RefSeq, a predicted model, not a curated record
UGGGUACGUGCUCGCGUCUGUGUGAUUCGUGCGCGUUCCAGUUGAGGGUGGAUUACGUCAGUUGGCUUGAGACGGACACCGAUCUGAGGAGAACUGAUGAAGGUGAUCCGCUGAAGGCCGUGAUGAUGCUGUCGCGUGUCUUCCGGCUUCAUGGGCUGUUCGUCGCCUCUCACCCGUGGGAGGUGAUCGUGGGAACAGUCGCCGUGACGUUGUGUCUGAUGUCCAUGAACGCUUUCGUCACUAAUGACCAGAUAUGUGGCUGGAACCAUCAGUGUCCCAAAGUACAGGAGAAAAUUCAAAGCGGUGACAUGAUCAUUUUAACCAUCACACGAUGCAUGGCCAUCAUUUACAUCUACGUCCAGUUCAAAAACCUUCGUCAACUCGGCUCCAAAUACAUACUGGGUAUCGCUGGUCUGUUUACCAUCUUCUCCAGCUUUGUGUUCAGCACUGUGGUCGUUCACUUCCUGGGUAAAGAGCUCACAGGACUGAAUGAGGCGCUGCCGUUCUUCCUGUUGCUGAUCGAUCUGUCUAAAGCCUGCACACUGGCCAAGUUCGCUCUCAGCUCAAACUCACAGGAGGAGGUCCGAGAGAAUAUUGCUCAAGGCAUGGCCAUCCUGGGACCCACGUUCACCCUGGACGCGCUUGUGGAGUGUCUGGUCAUCGGUGUGGGCACCAUGUCUGGUGUGCCCCAGCUGGAGAUCAUGUGCUGUUUCGGCUGCAUGUCGGUUCUGGCCAAUUACUUUGUGUUCUUGACGUUCUUCCCCGCUUGUGUGUCUCUGGUGUUAGAGCUGUCCCGUGAGAGCCGUGAGGGGCGGCCCAUCUGGCAGCUCAGUCAUUUCGCUCGUGUCCUGGAGGAAGAAGAGGGAAACAAACCAAACCCCGUCACUCAGAGGGUCAAAAUGAUCAUGUCUCUAGGUCUGGCUCUGGUUCACGCUCACACUCGCCUCGUGACUGAAUCUCGGACACACAACAUGAGCAGUUCAGACGUGGAUCUGCCCACACCCAACAUGGAGUCCGACAGGACCAUGUCCAGUGUGGAUUUGGAGCAGGUCAUCACGCUCUCUCUCGCUCUGUUAUUGGCGGCCAAGUACGUGUUUUUCGAGCAGGCUGAAACUGAAUCCUCCCUGUCAAUCAAAUCCCCUGUGGCCACGCCCAGCUGCGCUCUGACCAAUAGGAGAGCAGAAGAGGACCGCUGUCAGAGGGAGUCGGCUCCGCCCAAAGCCCUCAAGACGGUCCAGACCAAUAAAGAUGGAGAUGGACAGCACGAGGAGGAAGAACUGGACGAGUGUCGUGAGCUCCAGUCUCAACAGCGCCGCCCUGUGGACGAAUGUCUCGCAAUACUUAAAGACCCCAGAAGAGGAGCUCGGUUCCUGAGCAACGCUGAGGUGUCGUCAUUGGUGGAGUGCAGAGGGAUUCUGGGAUACCGUUUGGAAGCAGUGCUGGAGAGUCCCGAGAGAGGCGUGGCCGUACGCCGAGAGAUGCUCUCUUCUAAACUCUCAGACUCGUCAGCGCUGGAGAACCUUCCCUACAGACACUACGACUACUCAAAGGUGAUCGGCACUAACUGUGAGAACGUGAUUGGCUACGUGCCUGUGCCAGUGGGCGUGGCUGGACCACUCCUAUUGGACGGGAAAGAAUUCCACGUCCCCAUGGCAACGACGGAAGGCUGUUUAGUGGCCAGCACCAACCGUGGAUGCCGAGCCGUCACACUGUCAGGUGGCGUGAGCAGUCGAGUUCUAGCGGACGGGAUGACCCGCGGGCCGGUGGUUCAGAUGCCGUCGGCGUGCCGGGCGGCCGAGGUCAAGGGUUGGCUGGAGAGUUCUGAGGGCUUCAGUGCCGUCAAACAGGCCUUCGAUCACACCAGCAGGUUUGCUCGUCUGGACCGGCUGCAGGUCAGUUUGGCCGGGAGGAACCUUUACGUCCGCUUCCAGUCUCAGACCGGAGACGCCAUGGGCAUGAACAUGCUGUCAAAGGGAACAGAAGAGGCUCUGAGCCGACUUCAGGAACGCUAUCCUGACAUGCGUCUGUUAGCCGUCAGCGGGAACUUCUGCACCGAUAAAAAACCAGCCGCCAUCAACUGGAUCCAAGGCAGAGGAAAGUCCACAGUGUGUGAAGCCAUCGUCCCGGCUCGAGUGGUGAAAGAGGUGUUGAAGAGCAGCACUGGCGCUCUGGUGGAGCUGAACAUCAGUAAGAAUCUGGUGGGAUCAGCGAUGGCCGGAAGCAUCGGCGGAUUCAACGCUCAUGCGGCAAACAUCGUAACGGCCAUCUACAUCGCCUGCGGACAGGAUCCUGCACAGUCGGUGGGCAGCAGUAACUGUAUUACUCUGAUGGAGAGUGUUGGGACAGAUGGGGAAGAUCUGUACAUCUCCUGCACGAUGCCCUCACUGGAGCUGGGCACUGUGGGCGGAGGAACCGGCCUGCCCGCGCAACACGCCUGUUUACAGAUGUUGGGUGUUCAGGGUGCCAGUGCUCAGUGUCCCGGUGAGAACUCCCGAACGCUGGCACGGAUCGUCUGUGGGACAGUGCUGGCCGGAGAGCUCUCACUGAUGGCUGCGCUCGCCGCGGGACACCUCGUCAAGAGUCACAUGACCCACAACAGGUCAAAAGUCAAUAUUAGAGAGACUGAACCGCAGCCCAAGGAAGCUUCAUGAAGAGUGCACACCCAGAGAACUCUGGGAAGUGAGUCUGGAGCACCUGACCUGACGUCUGGUUCCUCGUGUGUGUUCUCAGGCCGUCUGGAGGAGCUUUCUUCUGUGAAGCAGCUCAUUUUGCAGUCAGAGCGGGAAUUAUGGGAAUUACUAAUGUUUUACGUUUGCUAUGUGCCUCAAUUUUAUAAGGCGACCACGAGUUAAUGAGCGAGACGCCCAGUGAUUGACUGGAUCAUUGCUCACGUUACUGAAUGUGUGCGUUUAGUCUUGCACUACAAGCCAGAACUAUCAAUUGCUCAAGACUUGUCAAAACCUGGUACAAGCUGAUAAAGCCGAAACACGGCGGCGUUAUCACUCUGUGAGAAUGGGACGUGAAAACAGGAUUUGUUUUGCACCCUGGCUGACUAAUCAUGAUCUCAGAUCAGGGCUUGAUGGGUGAUGGUGUGGUUUGGACCUUCUAGAGCAUCAGAUUGUGAAUGAAUGUAUUUAAUUGAUGUGUCAAAUCAAUCCUGCCAAACUCACUGUGACAAACUCCACUGACGGACCUUAUAAACCAGGUGCUACUUUAAUAUAACAAGUCAUUUGAGUUUAUGAAUCUGAGUGUGGAUGCUUGCACUAUUUGCAUUGUGUGUGUGUGUGUGUGUGUGUGUGCACUAUUAAUGAAAUGCGUCUGAAUUGCCACUAUGACUUUAAAGCCCUUCAGCUUUUCUCAAAAGCAAAUCCUUUCACUUUCUGAUUAAAGAAAGUGUUGAUAAAGCCAUAUUUGUCUUAUAAAGUUGCUUUCUCUCCUGCUAAAUUAUUGAUCAGAUCUGCAUAUUUUAAAAUCGUCAGUAUUUUUGUUGAAUAACUGUUGUAAAUGCGUCAAACUGGAAAAAUAAACAUUAACAGAGUAUUA